CACAGACAUACCCCUUCCAAAAAAUUAAGUUCACGACAACAUGAUGCUACCUACUAGGAUUUUAAGCUUAUUACUACUCCUAAUCUUAAUUGCUCAAAUUCUGCCAAACACGACUUCUUACCAAUGUGGCAAAAUUGCAACCAAAAGAUGCAAUUCAGCACCAAAGAGAGAGUCCUUGGCAAAUACUGGUGAAGAACAUGAAGCAGUUGUGAUAAGAGGAAACAAACGAAAAGGUGAACAAAUUCUGAGCAGACGUCCACUCUCGCAGUCUGGGGGCAAAGGUAGUGCUGAAUUUGUUGCAUUUACAGCAGAUUAUAAAUCACCAAGGCAUCAUCCACCAAGGCACAACUGAUAACUUUACUAGAAUAUCACUAAUUUUCGACGGACCUUCUUUUGAUACAUCAAUAAGGAUUUUUGAUGUAAAAAAAUCAUCAAAAAUAUUACCGACGAGUCAAAUUUCGAUCAAUUUCAUCAGAAAUUAGUGAUUUUUAGUGCAAUGCGAAGUACCAAUUGAAGAUCUAUAGUUUAACUACUUUUGC
Messenger RNA from Solanum dulcamara, 539 nucleotides. RefSeq lists its product as uncharacterized. The coding region runs from base 41 to 352 and encodes 103 amino acids. The transcript is spliced from 3 exons. The record is from RefSeq and is a predicted model, not a curated record. Lineage: Eukaryota; Viridiplantae; Streptophyta; Magnoliopsida; Solanales; Solanaceae.